AUGAUGGCACGAAAGAAGACCGAAUCCGAGAAAGAUCUCAGAGAAGCAUUUAAAGUGCUUGAUAAGGAUCAAAAGGGCUUCAUUACGGCUACAGACCUCGGCUAUGUAAUGACAAACCUUGGAGAGAAGAUUUCUGAUGAAGAGAUUGAUGGGAUGGCUAGUGUCGCUGAUUCGGACGGUGAUGGGGAAAUCAGUUAUGAGGAUUUCGUGAGGAUGAUUGCUGAAAGAACAGGGGAAGAAGAAGAAUUUGAAGCCAAAAAUGGCGCCAGAGAAGCGAGCUCCAAGAUAGUAUCAAUAAGUAAUAAGUUGGACGCCGAGGGGAAUGGAAAUGUUGAAUUCCCUGAGUUCCUGAAUUUGAUGGCAAUGAAAGAAGCCGCCGACUCGGAGGAGGGUCUUAAAGAAGCAUUCAAAGUGUUUGAUAAGGAUCAAAAUGGGUUCGUUUCAGAAGCCGAGCGCCGUGUGAUGACAAACCUUGGAGAGAAGAUGACAGAUGAAGAAGUUGAUGAGAUGUUAAGUGCAGCUGAUAUGAAUGGUGAAGGGGAAAUCAAUUAUGAGGAGUUUGCGAGGAUGAUGGUUAUGGAAACCUGCUUCCAUCCCAUUGGAAAGACGAAUCGGACCAAACGCCGUUGA
This is a messenger RNA of Oldenlandia corymbosa var. corymbosa, 630 nucleotides long. NCBI's taxonomy places the organism in Eukaryota, Viridiplantae, Streptophyta, Magnoliopsida, Gentianales, Rubiaceae. The record is from the annotation of a GenBank genome assembly.